Ceraceosorus guamensis is the source of this 706-nucleotide messenger RNA. RefSeq lists its product as hypothetical. The record is from RefSeq and is a predicted model, not a curated record. Lineage: Eukaryota; Fungi; Basidiomycota; Exobasidiomycetes; Ceraceosorales; Ceraceosoraceae. The transcript has a single exon. The coding region runs from base 160 to 522 and encodes 120 amino acids.
UGAGUCCCGCUCGUACCUCGAUCGUUCUGAUCCGCCCUUGCGCGCCUGCGGGCGGGAGUAACGCCGAUCGCCGCAAUCGUGAAUGCGUUUAGGUCGGACUGUGAGGCCUUGUGUGGGUGGUGUUUAGUGAAGCGCCACAGUGCGACUGAGCGGUGUGGUAUGCGUGGUGGAUUUUGGCGGGUUGAUCAACAUCGCAACGUGCGAAAAAGAUUCGCGAGGCUGAGGGUCCCGCACAAGACGAGAAAGGUUGCGCUGUUUGCCUCAGUGGCCAGCCUGGGUGGAGUGAGCGCCAUCUUGCUUCGAUCGUCAGCUGGUUCGAAGCGAGCCGAAGGCACGAAUGAAGUCUCGAAGGCGAUCCAUCCUGAGCACGUCGGCCAUGAAGCAAGCUGCCUUCUCGGACGCUCUCCAUACCGAUGCAAGGCAGGAGAAGAGCAUGGUGGGAAGGGGCAGAGCGCAAGACGACCCCGUUGCGCGCGUCAUUUCCCGACUAAAUGCGGCGGCGAGCCAUGCCUGCAUUCGUAAGUCGUGACUGCCGCGCUCAGCUGGCCCGCAGCACGAACCCGAUCCGUCUCACGACGGGGGGAAAGUCUUGCGCUCACACGAUCAGUCACGAGUAUCAGCCUUGUGCUCCUUCAUCCUACAACCCUCUCUCCUCUCCUCUCCUCUCCUCUCCUCUCCUCUCCUCUCCCAGCAUCUCACAUCCGCA